This is a messenger RNA of Nanorana parkeri, 951 nucleotides long. RefSeq names its product olfactory receptor 5F1-like. The coding region runs from base 1 to 951 and encodes 316 amino acids. NCBI's taxonomy places the organism in Eukaryota, Metazoa, Chordata, Amphibia, Anura, Dicroglossidae. Gene Ontology annotation, cellular component: membrane. Gene Ontology annotation, molecular function: odorant binding; olfactory receptor activity; G protein-coupled receptor activity. The transcript is spliced from 2 exons. Gene Ontology annotation, biological process: sensory perception of smell; G protein-coupled receptor signaling pathway. The record is from RefSeq and is a predicted model, not a curated record.
AUGGAACAAUUACAGGACUUUCUGGAGAUGAACAAGAGUUCUGUGAUGACAUUUAUCUUCACAGGGCUCACAGAGAAAACUGAACUCAACAUUCUGCUAUUUAUUAUAUUUCUGCACAUUUAUGUUACCACUGUGGUUGGCAAUGUUGGCAUCAUUGUUUUAAGCAUAACGGACAAACACUUACGCAAGCCCAUGUACUUGUUUCUGCGUAAUCUAUCUUUUGUGGACAUCGUGUAUUCUUCAGCAGUCACCCCUAAAAUGUUGAGGGACUUUUUAAGUGAAACCAAGGCCAUCUCUUUUUUUGGCUGUGUUGUUCAGAUGUUUGUCUUUGUGUUCUCUGCAACCAGUGAACUUCUUCUUCUGGGAAUCAUGGCCUAUGAUCGAUAUGUGGCCAUCUGCAGUCCGUUGUUGUACGAAGCUCUCAUGAGCAGCAUGCUGUGUCUCUGGAUGUUGGUUGCUGCUUAUUGUGGAGGUUUCGCAAAUGCUCUGGUGCAAACAGUUUCUGCAUUCUGUCUCAGCUUCUGCAGAUCCAACAUUAUUGAUCAUUUCUUCUGUGACCUUCCACCACUCUUCAAGCUGUCCUGUUCUGAUAUAUCCAUGAACAUAGCAUUUCAGAUGAUUUUAGGUGGCCUGAUCUCAACCAGCAGCAUCAUACUUAUCCUUUUCUCAUAUACCAACAUUGUCCUGGCCAUUUUGAAGAUACAGUCAGUCAAGGGUAGAUACAAGGCUUUCAAAACAUGUGCUUCUCAUAUGACUGCUGUCAGUGUCUUUUAUGGGACUAUCUUCUUUAUGUAUCUCCGUCCAUCCUCUAGCUAUGCCCCCCAGAAAGACCGUGUAGCUUCAGUUUUCUACACUAUACUAAUACCAAUGUUAAAUCCCCUGAUAUAUAGCCUUAGGAAUACGGAGGUUAAACAUGCUUUGAAGAAUUUAAAAACCGAAUCCUGGUUCUAG